UCUCAGUCAACAGCAUUGGCUGCAACGUCUUGCAGGGCGUGCGUGGUCGCGCGUCGGAGGCCUUCCCAAAUUUCUGCCCCGCAAACAGACAUCCUUCGAAGACCCGAACAUCCUUCCUCGGCCAGUCCAGCACCAUGGCCGACCAAACAGCUCAAUCAAUUCCCGAUGAGCUGGACAUUUUCCCACCAUGGGUCCUCCGCGUGGGUGAUUUCUACCAGGAGCACCGCGUUACGUUUUUGGUAGCCUUCGUUUCUAUCUGGGCUUUCAUGUUUUAUCGUCAAUCCAUCAGACCUUCUGUCUAUGAGCCUGGUUUCAAGAGCACGGAUGAGAAGAACGAUGGUGCGGCCCAGGAUGUGAACACGGAGAAGAGCGCGGAGAAGGAAGUGGACAGCAAAGAGGUGCAGAAGGAGGAUGGCGCAGCUGCUGGAAAGAAGGCAAAGGGUCAGAAGAAAUUUUCGGGACGUGGAAAGGUCACAAAGAAAGCCAAGCGCACCUCCUCUUCCGACGAGGAAUCCACCACAGCUCCCACCACCGUCUCCUCCACCCCUGCCAACCUGACCCCUACCACCACCGACGACACCGAAACCUCCUCCGGCCCCCGCGUCCGCAUCUUCUUCUCCACAAUGACCGGCCAAACCGAAAAACACGCCACAGCCCUCCACCAACACCUCAUCUCUCUUCUCCCCCCCGCCAACCGGCCCACCCUCCAGAACCUGGACUACCUCCCCGACCUGGACGAACUCUUCACCUCACCCGAUGGUCCCUCGACUUACUACAUCUUCCUCCUUCCCUCGUACGCCAUCGAAUCCCCGGUCGAGUUUUUGUUGAGUACGAUGGAGGAGACAUAUAACGAUUUUAGGGUUGGUGCGAAGCCGUUGAGGGGGUUAGGUGGGUUUGCGGUCUUUGGGACGGGAGAUAAGGAGAGCUGGGGUGGCGAUGACGAGUUUUGUUACCAGGCUCUCCAAGUCGAUAGAUGGCUCGGCAAGCUCGGUGGAAAACGUGUGUUUCCGGUCGGCAUGGGAGAUGUCAAAACUGACGUGAAGGAAAGGAUUGGGGAAUGGGCGGGGGGUGUUGCGGAUGCCUUGCUGGAUCCUGAGCAGAAUUAUGUUGAGGACGCGAGUGAUGAGAGUGAUGUGGAGGCUGAGGCGGAGGAUGAGGAGGCUGAGGCGAAUAAGCUUGUUGAUGUGGAGGACAUGGGUGCGAUUAUGAAGAGGUCGAGGGAUGCGGCACUCUCCACUGCACCGAAAGAGAUGGUCUCGAAGGCGUCGCCGACGUAUGCGGCACUUACGAAGCAGGGAUACAAGAUCGUCGGAAGUCACUCUGGUGUCAAGAUCUGCCGGUGGACGAAGUCUGCCCUUCGUGGUCGUGGAUCAUGCUACAAAUUCUCCUUCUACGGUAUCAAGUCCCACUUGUGCAUGGAGACCACCCCAUCCCUCGCAUGUGCCAACAAAUGUGUGUUCUGCUGGCGUCAUGGCACGAACCCUGUGGGGACAACAUGGAGAUGGAAAGUCGACCCGCCGGAGCAAGUGUUGGAGGGUGCGCUCGAGGGUCAUUACUCUAAGAUCAAGAUGAUGAAGGGAGUUCCCGGUGUCCGUGCGGAUCGUUUCCAGGAGGCGUUCCGCGUGAGGCACUGUGCUCUCUCACUUGUCGGUGAGCCGAUUUUUUACCCACACAUCAAUGAGUUCCUUGAGAUGUUGCACGCGAAACGCAUCUCGUCCUUCCUCGUCACCAAUGCACAACACCCCGACGCGCUCGCCAAAUUGGGCCAAGUCACCCAACUCUACGUCUCGAUCGAUGCUUCAACAAAGGAUUCCCUACGGAAAGUCGAUCGUCCUCUCUUCAAAGACUUCUGGGAGAGGUUCCUGGAGUGUCUCGAGAUCCUUGCCGACAAAGGCCAACGCACAGUUUACCGCCUCACCCUCGUCAAGGGCUUCAACAUCGAGGAAGUCGAGGAAUACGUCGAUAUCGUCCGUCGCGGUCGUCCCUGCUUUAUUGAGGUAAAGGGCGUAACCUACUGCGGUUCAUCUGAAGACUCGACACUAACGAUGUCUAACGUCCCCUUCUACCACGAAGUCGUCGACUUCGUAACCCAACUCACCACACGCCUCGCCGCCGAAGGCCUCUCCAUGCCUACAUAUGAAAUCGCCGCCGAACACGCACAUUCGUGCUCCGUCCUCAUCGGGCAAACAAAGUUCAAGAUUAACGACCAAUGGCACACUCAUAUCAACUAUGACCGAUUUUUCGAGUUGUUGGAGAGUGGAAAGCCAUUUGAUGUGAUGGAUUAUAUUGCGCCGACGCCGGAGUGGGCUGUUUUUGGGAAUGGAGGGUUUAAUCCGGAGGAUGUUAGGGUUGAUCGGAAGGGGAGGCCGAAGGUUGAGAAGGUUGUGCCGCAGGCGAAGAUUGUGGAGGUGCCGACUAUGUCUUAAGAUGUAUCGGAAAUUAGGGAUAUUAACAAUGUCAUGCUUUAAAUCUCGAAUUCUUGAAUCUUGAACUGCCAA
Molecule: messenger RNA, 2498 nt
Organism: Saitoella complicata NRRL Y-17804
Lineage: Eukaryota; Fungi; Ascomycota; Saitoellomycetes; Saitoellales; Saitoellaceae
Exons: 2
Coding region: 135-2426 (763 amino acids)
Biological process (GO): wybutosine biosynthetic process
Molecular function (GO): 4 iron, 4 sulfur cluster binding; electron transfer activity; FMN binding
Source: RefSeq, a predicted model, not a curated record